This is a messenger RNA of Xenopus laevis (African clawed frog), 1051 nucleotides long. RefSeq names its product cysteine and tyrosine-rich 1 L homeolog (gene cyyr1.L). NCBI's taxonomy places the organism in Eukaryota, Metazoa, Chordata, Amphibia, Anura, Pipidae. Gene Ontology annotation, cellular component: membrane. The record is from RefSeq and is marked provisional.
GAGCACCAGGAAAAGCUGUUGGGAAACAGGAGGAAAGAGCUGGGGAUUGACACAAACAAAGAGGGGACUUGGAGGGAGAAGAAGCCCUGGGACUAGAUGUCUAGGAAGCCCGACAGUUGUGAUUGAGACUCGGCCGAGCCAGAACCUGAUGAAGUUAAGAGCCCAUUGGAUCCAACUGUCAGGAAGGUGCAGAGUGCAGGGCUGGUGCCACACAAACCAGAGCAGCUCACACUCCCUUUAAAGUUUGGAUGGACAUACCAAGGAGUCUCAGGCAUCCAGAGAUCCUCCUAGUGCUGCUGCUGUCUGGGAUUACAGACAUUUGCCAAGCCUAUUGUGAAGCUGACUGCAAGUCAUAUUGCUGUGAUGGAACGCCACCAUAUUGCUGCUCAUAUUAUGCCUACAUUGGCAAUGUCCUAUCGGGCACAGCGAUAGCAGGAAUAGUAUUCGGCAUUGUCUUCAUCAUGGGGGUGAUCGCAGGAAUUGCGAUAUGCAUCUGCAUGUGCAUGAAGAGCAGCCGGGGAACACGAGUGGGAGUUAUUCGAACCACGCACAUCAACGCUAUCAGUUCCUAUCCAGCUGCUCCACCUCCAUACAGCUAUGAGUAUGAAAUGGACUUUCCUCUGGACCUACCUCCGCCAUACACCCCAACACCACCAAUGUCACAUUAUCCUUCACCUCCUCCAUAUCCUGGGCCUUCAAGGAAAUAACGUCCAGUAAUAUAAAUGUUUACAUGGUGACGCCACCCCUCGGCUCUCUUCUUCCUCGCUAAGAUAUAUUUUAUAAGACAUUCAAGCUUUAUGUUCUGAAGUGCUUGAAUUUAGAUAUUUGGACCACAUUCAGCGCUGAUUCCUUGUAUGAGCAAUAAGCCAACAAAAGGCAUUUCUUUGGAAAAUAAAACAUAUUUAUUUUUGUGUGCCGAGUGUUUACCAGAAAGAGACAACUAUAUAUCAAGUAGAGGGGAGUUCAUCACAGACUUUCUGAUGUGGGCCUUGAUCCGCUGAAAUCCUUUGUAUCCAAAUAUUUACGUUUUUAAUAAAAAAAAUUAAAUUCA